AUGAAAUGGCUCGGAUUUCGUGUCCCUCUCGUAAUAGUUAACCGAGCCCAUCAAACCAAUCAGUUCUAUCCAUUUGCGAUUUCGUUGAUUGAAAGUGUCCGAACUUAUGAGAGCACCUGUAAUAAGAUUGAUGAGAAUUGUCGUCAGAACAUUGGUCUUCUUUGUGCUGGUAUGCGACGAAACGUCCAAUUCCAAAUAACAGAAGGUAUACCACUUGCCUGGGAGUCUUAUCGUCUUGGUCUCUUUGUUCAGCGAUUCGCCGAGUCCGUAUUCCAGUUUCAAGAAAAGGUGGAUGACCUACUUCUCGUUACUAGAGAAAUAGACCUGCAAGUAAAGCAGCUUGAAACAUGUGUCUACCUACGACAAAUUUUCGAAGAAAUCCUUGGUAAGCUUUAA
Messenger RNA from Protopolystoma xenopodis, 396 nucleotides. NCBI's taxonomy places the organism in Eukaryota, Metazoa, Platyhelminthes, Monogenea, Polystomatidea, Polystomatidae. The record is from the annotation of a GenBank genome assembly.